GACGUUUCUGAGAUAACUACACCGACAUGCUUCGUCUGAGGAACGUCCCAAAGGAAACAGCUCAGUUAUUUAUCGUCAGCGUCUGCCUGCUGUGACACGACUGCAGCCAGGCUCCCUCAGCUCCUCAAAACAGCAUCGUAUGGCUUUGUAGAGYUAGACAUCAGCCACACUCAGACCACAGCAUGAAGGUGUCAGGYCUGCUCAUCGYUUGCKCCUGUUUCAUCUUAGGAAGCAUGGGGACGACAGCAUUCCCAGAGCAAGAGAAAGAUCCUAAGUUUUGGAACACAAUGGCUCAGCGGACCCUGAAGACCGCGCUGUCGGUCCAAACUCUCAACCAAAACACAGCAAAGAAUCUCAUCCUCUUUCUUGGUGACGGGAUGGGCGUCCCAACUGUGACGGCGACUCGAAUACUGAAGGGUCAGCUGAACGGACAGAGUGGAGAAGAGACACUGCUAGAGAUGGACAAGUUCCCCUUUGUCUCUUUGGCUAAGACGUACAACACUAAUGCACAGGUGCCAGACAGUGCAGGAACAGCCACAGCUUUCCUCUGUGGAGUUAAAGCCAACCAGGGCACGCUGGGCGUGAGCGCAGCUGCUGUUCGCUCCCAGUGCAACACCACCAAGGGCAACGAGGUCACCUCCAUCCUCAGAUGGGCCAAGGAUGCAGGAAAGUCAGUGGGAAUCGUGACAACAACACGGGUCAACCAUGCAACACCAAGCGCUGCUUACGCUCACUGUGUGGAAAGAGACUGGUACUCUGACAGCGAUAUGCCAGCUGAAGCCCUGCAGGCCGGCUGUAAGGACAUCGCCAGACAGCUGAUUGAAAACAUUCCCAACAUUAAUGUUGUUAUGGGUGGAGGGAGAAAAUAUAUGGUCCCCCAAAACACACCAGAUGUAGAAUAUCCUACUCAAACGUGGAACAACGGCACACGGAAAGAUAAGAGAAACCUGGUGCAGGAGUGGAUAGACAGGACCAAAGACAAGAAAGGCUAUUAUGUAUGGAACAAGGAGCAGCUGCUGUCUUUGAACCCAAACAAUGUGGAUUACUUACUGGGGCUUUUUGAACCUUCGGAUUUGAUUUAUGAGGUGGAGAGAAACACAAACACCGAUCCCUCCCUGACAGAAAUGGUAGAAAUAGCCAUAAAGAUCCUGAAGAAGAACCAGAAUGGAUUUUACCUGCUUGUAGAAGGAGGACGUAUUGAUCAUGGACACCAUGAGAGUAAAGCCAAGAAGGCUCUGCAUGAAGCUGUGGAAAUGGAUCGUGCCAUCGGUCGGGCUGAUCUCCUGACCAGCGUCCACGACACACUGACUGUAGUUACUGCUGACCAUUCUCAUGUCUUUACAUUUGGAGGCUACACGUGGAGAGGAACGUCAAUUUUUGGUUUGGCUCCCACGUUGAGUGAUAUUGAUCAGAAGCCUUUCACGUCCAUUUUAUAUGGAAACGGACCUGGUUACAAAAUUGUCAAUGGAACGAGGGAGAAUAUUUCAACUAUUGACUACAAUGCAGACAACUACCAGGCCCAGGCAGCUGUACCUAUGUCCUCAGAGACUCACGGAGGAGACGAUGUGGCCGUGUUUGCCAAGGGCCCCAUGGCUCACCUGCUUCAUGGGGUCCAGGAGCAGAACUACAUCCCCCAUGUAAUGGCGUACGCCGCCUGUAUCGGCCAAAACCUGGACCACUGUGUGUCGACUCGUAGCGGAACAGUCGAGUUAGAACCAGUCCUCUCAGGCAUCGUGGCUAUUAUCUCAGUCGCUCUACUUCUGUUCUGAUCUCCUCCUGACACUUUUACCUACUGAUAUGYUUUCACCAAGCUCUCAUUUUAUGACUUGAUUAGCACAAACUUGAAGAAACACUUCUGGUACAAUGAUGUAAAAAUACUGUUUAUUUAGCAUAAAUUAUGAUAAAAUUCAAUCCCUUAAUGGAAACUUUAAUGCAAAUCUUUUUCAAACUUUUGAAACCAUGUAGUUUAUUGUAAACUCUGCUGGUUUAUCAAAAAGAAAAAAACUGUAUAGGUCUUCUGGACGGGUUCUUCUCUA
This is a messenger RNA of Austrofundulus limnaeus, 2036 nucleotides long. It is a transcript of the gene alpl, whose product is annotated as alkaline phosphatase, biomineralization associated. Gene Ontology annotation, molecular function: alkaline phosphatase activity. Lineage: Eukaryota; Metazoa; Chordata; Actinopteri; Cyprinodontiformes; Rivulidae. The coding region runs from base 183 to 1769 and encodes 528 amino acids. The transcript is spliced from 12 exons. Gene Ontology annotation, biological process: dephosphorylation. The record is from RefSeq and is a predicted model, not a curated record. Gene Ontology annotation, cellular component: plasma membrane.